AUGUGUUUACUUUUUCUCCUUUGGACAAACACGCACAUAGCUUUCCAAUUUCUUUUGCCGUGGUGGGUCCCACAUGUUGGAACGUUGUGCAUCUCAUCGUCCUUAAAUACCCUGCCCCUACACUUCACUUCUUCCCUUUUCCCUUCCUUUCCUCCCUCCGGUUCAGUUUUCCAUCCCACCCGGUUCACUCCUCUUGUUUUCUCGCGUUGCAAAACAAUGUUCUUCCACGAAGAAGCCGAAGCGGUUCAGUCCUCCUAUUUCCCGGUUCUCGAAACCCUGUUCACGCCGAGCAAAAUACAGGAGCUAUUCUCCCUCAUUAACGAACCGCCCAGCCCGGAGUCCGGUUCGUAUGGAUCGAACCGGGCGGUUCGGUCCACGCACGAGAGAAAGCUUCGGCGAAUGCAGUCGAACCGGGAGUCAGCCAGGCGGUCCCGCUGGAGAAAGAAGCGGCAUUUAGAGAGCCUCACGAACCAAGCGAACCGGUUCAGAUUGGAAAACCGAGAAUUAAAAAACCGAUUAUGCUUAACCAUGCACCAGAAUCUUCUUCUCUCCGCCGAGAAUGAACGUCUUAGAUCCGAAUCCGUGACCCUUAUGGCUAGACUCUCAAAUCUUUAUCAAAUUUUAGGCACCAUGAUUUCACGAUAG
Messenger RNA from Sphenostylis stenocarpa, 645 nucleotides. Lineage: Eukaryota; Viridiplantae; Streptophyta; Magnoliopsida; Fabales; Fabaceae. The record is from the annotation of a GenBank genome assembly.